UAUAUUCCUCUAUAUAUACACUUUGCUGCACAUUUCUUGUUUACAUAACAAUUAGUGUGGACUAACUACCUAGCUUCUUCAAGCUUUUCUACUCUCCUCAUCUUUUUCAACACUCAUUUUCUUACUUUAUUAUAUUUCAUAUCCAUUAGUUUGAAGCUACAUUCCAUAUUAAGUACAGGGCCUGUUGUUAUAAUCUCCAGGCAUCGAGCAAAGUUAAGUACCCAAUAAUUUGAUUUAUAUUGUUUGUGUUGAAGGGCUUGAAGCAAGGCAUUGUGAAUUUCUUGCUUCAUUCAAUUCUUGUCAUCAUCAUCGAUCGAUGGCCCUCGUCAAGGACCAAAGGCCUCAUGACCAUGCACAAGAUGAAAAGGAACUUGCUCAUUAUCAACAACAUAUUUCCUCCUGGGGAAUGUAUGAAUUCAAUGAUGGCGACAAGAGUAGUGGUGGUAAUACUAAUGCUAGUAUAAUUACCCGUUCUUCUUCACUUUCUAGUCCAAGUAGCACAAAUUCCAGCGGAGCACUUGGCGUGUACCGUGCCAUGAAUAAUUAUCAACAGCAAGAAGAAGGUCAUUCUGUGAUCAAUUUCAAGCCCUGCUAUGAUAAUGACAAUUAUUUGUCACAAGCUGGUCAUAUCGGAUCUUUUCUUAGCUUCGCAAGUGAUGACUACUCAUCAAUUCUGGACCAAAAUCAAGUCAGAGGCAUGAGCAAUGUCCGGCUCUUAGAAAACAUCAACUCCCUUCAAACAGCUACCAGCACUAUGGAAGGCAACCUUAAUUAUGGUAAUCAUGAGUCAUUUGCAUGGCUAAACAGUACUGAAGCAACAAUGCCCCCUAGUGGCAUUGAUCAGGAGCUUUCUGCAGAAGAAUUAAGCAUGAACAAGCGUCCACACACGGGAGAGAGCAUGCAGAGUUUGAAGAAGCAGUGCACUACUACAAGCAAGAAAGGCAAACCAAAGCCAUCAUCAACUCCUUGUGCUUCAAAGGAUCCUCAAAGUAUUGCUGCCAAGAAUCGUAGAGAGCGGAUCAGUGAACGGCUCAAGACAUUACAAGAUCUUGUCCCAAAUGGUUCCAAGGUUGAUCUGGUUACAAUGCUAGAGAAAGCCAUCAGUUACGUCAAGUUUCUCCAGUUACAAGUCAAGGUACUGGCAACUGAUGAACUAUGGCCAGUGCAAGGUGGUAAAGCUCCGGAGCUUAAACAAGUGAAAGAUGUCAUAGAUUCCAUACUCGCUUCCCAGAGAGAUGCUACUGAUUCCAGCUCCAAGUAAUCAUUGCCAUUAAGAAACCGAAUUCGAGAUUCUAGACUAAUUAAUUUGAUCAGUUUUCGAAGUAACUUGAAUAGAUUUAAUUCUUGUAAUAAAAGCCCAAGAACCAACUCCUGAGACUACAAUCUUGUCCCAGAUAUUUUACAUUUGUUAUCUCUUCUUUACAAAGGCUAGCUCUUAAAUUUUCUUUGUAUGGCAUUCAUGAAUAUCUGCAAGAAAUGAAAUCCCUGAAAGUGAAGUUAACCCAAUAUUUUCUUUGUUAAA
Molecule: messenger RNA, 1522 nt
Organism: Daucus carota subsp. sativus
Lineage: Eukaryota; Viridiplantae; Streptophyta; Magnoliopsida; Apiales; Apiaceae
Product: transcription factor RHD6
Exons: 5
Coding region: 317-1261 (314 amino acids)
Biological process (GO): regulation of DNA-templated transcription
Molecular function (GO): protein dimerization activity; DNA-binding transcription factor activity
Source: RefSeq, a predicted model, not a curated record